Molecule: messenger RNA, 892 nt
Organism: Anastrepha ludens (Mexican fruit fly)
Lineage: Eukaryota; Metazoa; Arthropoda; Insecta; Diptera; Tephritidae
Product: integumentary mucin C.1-like
Exons: 2
Coding region: 1-357 (118 amino acids)
Source: RefSeq, a predicted model, not a curated record
AUGCAAUGUGUGAACGCUCCUACCAUACAAGUUACUCCUAAAUUAUUUGCUUCAGCUUCUAGUACUACUACUACCAACUCCAAAUCCAACUCCAAUUCCUCGACUACCACUACCACUACUGCUACCGAUACUGACACUACAGCUACACCAAUAACUACUGCUCCAAGCGACAAUGUCGUUGAAACGGUAUUCGCUGAUGAAACAGCGCCCUUUUCAACAGCACCACCCCAUGCAACAUACUUUAGCAAGCUACCAGUAUCGCCCUCCUUUGACGAGAUGUUUGCCACUUCCCCGUUCAGGAGCCGAAUUUACGAUGAAUUCGAAAGAUUCUGGCGAAGCUUUGACCACACUACAUAGACCUACUACUAUGUACUCAUUUGUAAAUGCGCAUACCUACAAAUACACGCAAAUGCCACAAGCAACAAGAAUAUAGCGAACUGUAGCAACUUUAGCGCCACUUGCAACUUGCAUCACGAGACUUGCGUUUGAUUGACAUGAACCCCGUGAAUGCGCCCCGUAUCGUUUUAGACCUAUUACCGCUACUACUACUACUACUACUACUACCAUAUACAAUCAAAAAAUAUUAUUUUAAUGAAAAAUUACUAAAAACUUUUUAUUAUUUUUUAAAUUAAUACUAUGUAGACGAUAUUCUCGAAAACGAUAUUAACGAAACCUUUUUCUGAAACAAAAUUUGUAUAUGUAUCGUAAAUGUAAAAAAUUCGAUUAUACUAAUGAAAGAAAAAAUAUUUAUAAAAUAAAAAACGACUAUAAAAAUUAUAAAACCAACCUGCUUGUAAUACAUAUUAUUUAGAAAACCAAUCUACAUAUGUAUGCUCUUAAUUUAAUAAUAUGUAUGUAAUAAUAUUAAUGCAGUUCUUUGUUGAAUAAAAAA